AUGGCGAGGCCGAAAAGAUGGAAAAGUUGCAUGUCGGAAAAUUUGCUGACAAUGCUGACAGUUUUGGGUGUAUUAUCUGGAGUCGCACUUGGAUUUAUAUUACGAGCUUCGAAAUCGACAGCAUGGUCGAAGCGUGAUAUCAUGUACGUUAACUUCGUUGGUGAUCUUUUCUUGAGGAUGCUCAAGGCACUUAUAUUGCCUCUUAUCGUCGGAAGUAUCAUCACCGCUAUUGGAAGUCUGGACCUUAGUUUAUCUGGAAGGAUUGGUAUGAGAUCGAUCUACUAUUAUGCAACGACCACUGUCACUGCUGUAAUAUUGGGAAUUAUCCUUGUACUGUCAAUUCGUCCUGGAGUUGUCAGUACAGAAGGUGGAGUAUUUGUCGUCGAUCCUGGUGAUUACAAACCACCGAGAAAUAUUACAACGACUGAUACUCUUCUAGAUUUAGUUAGAAAUAUUUUCCCCUCGAAUUUAGUCCAAGCAUGUCUGAAACACUACCAGACCAAGCUGAUAAUGCCCAAAAAUAUGACUGGAGUUAAUAGUAUGUACGACUGGAAUAUUGACCAUGAGUACCACGACGGUACCAACACACUUGGUCUUGUCAUAUUUGGCAUUAUUUUGGGUAUCACCAUCGGAAAAAUGGGGGACGCUGGUAAGCCGCUUUUGGACUUCUUCACCUCGCUCUCUGACGCAAUGAUGAUAAUAACCAAUUGGGUAAUAUGGCUUUCUCCUCUUGGUGUGACAUUUUUGGUGGCCUCCAAGCUUCUUGAAAUCAACGACUUCGGCGUAGUGGUGGGUACCCUGGGAUGGUACUUCAUGACAGUCCUGCUGGGGCUGUUCAUCCACGGCUUCGGCACUCUGUCAGUGAUCUACUUCGUAUGCACCCGCGAGUUGCCAUUCAAAUCCAUAAGUCAAAUGGGUCAAGUAGCUGUUACGGCUUUCGGAACAGCAUCGAGUUCCGCAACUCUUCCUAUUACGCUUCAAUGUCUGGAUAAGAUGGGUCUGGAUCCGAGAAUUACCAGGUUCGUCGUCCCCAUCGGAGCCACUAUUAACAUGGAUGGUACUGCGUUGUAUGAAGCCGUCGCAGCUAUUUUCAUCGCACAACUCCGGGGGAUUGAAAUGUCAUUGAGUAAAGUCAUCGGUGUUAGUGUCACUGCAACUGCCGCAAGUAUAGGGGCUGCUGGAAUUCCUCAAGCUGGAUUGGUGACAAUGGUAAUGGUGCUUGACACCGUCGGUCUACCUCCAGAAGACGUCUCGCUGAUUAUUGCCGUCGAUUGGCUUUUGGACCGAUUCAGGACAACGAUAAACGUGGUCUGUGAUGCACUAGGUGCGUGUAUUAUUGAAAAGAUGAGCCGAGGUGAACUGGACGCCAUCAAUGCUAGACAGCAAGAAGAAGCGGUCGAGCUUACACAGCUUAGCAAAACCGAGGCUUGA
Messenger RNA from Cotesia congregata, 1431 nucleotides. NCBI's taxonomy places the organism in Eukaryota, Metazoa, Arthropoda, Insecta, Hymenoptera, Braconidae. The record is from the annotation of a GenBank genome assembly.